AUUUAAACGGUCGGGAAUACGUUCAUUUCACUGCAAGCCGCGUGUGUGACAGCAUCCGAGUGCAUAAAGUCCGUACUUAAGGCGUGAGAUCUGCGAACAUCUUGAUAUUUACACAUCACGUAGCAUAAAUAGGGAGGAUCAAUGGAUAAAAAUACGUUCGUGUUUUCGACUACGGAUGACGAAGAGGGGAAAAAAUUAGACGAGAUGUUCGGGAUAAAGCCCACUUUUUUGCGGGUGCAACCCAGCGGUGCCUUAUUACCGUCGAAAAUCGUCCAUUACGCACAGAAGAUACGCGACUUCCAGGUGUACGAGGACGAUAUUUGGCUGAUUUCGUACCCUCGAACUGGAAGUCACUGGGCGCAGGAAAUGGUAUGGUGCAUCGAACAUGAUUUUGACUACGAGACCACCCGUGAACUUAUCAUUCUGCGAACUCCUCUGCUCGAAAGUUCGAUUCUCAUAUUCAAUGAAAAGUAUGACGAACUGCUCAAAAAGCUUGGCGAUUCCGUUGAAGCUAUAGCGAAGAUGCCAAGACCGCGAUACAUAAAAUCUCACCUGCCGUGGGACUUGUUGCCGAAGCAGCUUCGCGAGAAGAAACCGAAGACGAUUUAUAUUACGAGAAAUCCGAAAGAUACCUGCGUAAGUUUCUAUCACUACUGCACAGCAUUCCAUAACAUGAAAGGAAGCUUCGACGAUUUCGCGGAAUUGAUGCUGCAAGAUAGUGGCCCAAUGUGUCCAUUUUGGAAUCAUAUUAUGCCCUUCUGGAAGAUGAGAGAUCAGGCUAACAUCUUGUUUCUGACGUACGAAGAAAUGAAACGGGAUCAGACAGCGGCAGUCAAAAAAGCGGCUAAGUUCUUAGGCAAAGAUGUGACGAACGAGCAGAUUAUCGGGUUGUGCGAACACCUGAAGUUCUCCAAGAUGUCAACAAAUCCGUCAACGAACCUGGAAAAUAUGGAAUUGUUAGACGAAGUGCAUAAAAAAGAUCCGAAUUUCAAGUUCAUCAGGAACGGGAAAGUCGGUGAUUGGACAAAUUACAUGUCGGAGGAUCUCUCUCGACGAUUCGAUAAAUGGACGGAAGAGCAUUUACGUGGAGAAGCAUUUACUGGCCUGAAAUUUAAUACGGACGUUAAAUGCGAUGAAGAAUAAGAAAGAAGCUUUACGUAUCUCCUUUUCUAUCUCUCGUGUUAAACAGCCGUGAGAGCCGUUUUUAUUUAACAUUUAUAUUAUAUCGCGUAAUCAUUGUGAAUGUUGAACGUUGCACGAAAUCACAUUAUCAAUACAUUGUGAAUUCCUAUUAACAUUUGUAUUAAUCGUAAAAUGAUGAUUUAUAAUUCUCGUUGGAUUUCUGAAUAGAGAUUUCUAUUUGUAAUUUUAUACGUCGCAUAUAUCUUGAUACAUAUUUUAUAUAUGUUAGUAUUUUAAUAAUUUUUUUUUUUACAUUGCACGAUACUCUAAUCUCAUUUCCUUUGAUGAUGUGUAAUUGAUAUUAUAUUUUCUUUUUAAACAUUAAUAGUAUCUAAUAAAUGUAACUUUAAUUUCACUUUAGUUUACUCUUUAUCUCUUCCUCAUUUUUAGGAAAA
Messenger RNA from Pogonomyrmex barbatus (red harvester ant), 1577 nucleotides. RefSeq names its product Sulfotransferase 2 (gene St2). NCBI's taxonomy places the organism in Eukaryota, Metazoa, Arthropoda, Insecta, Hymenoptera, Formicidae. The record is from RefSeq and is a predicted model, not a curated record. Gene Ontology annotation, molecular function: sulfotransferase activity.